AUGCGGCCCCGCAGCGCCCUGCCCCGCCUGCUGCUACCCUUGCUGUUGCUGCCCGCCGCCGGGCCGGCGCAGUUCCACGGAGAGAAAGGCAUCUCCAUCCCGGACCACGGCUUCUGCCAGCCCAUCUCCAUCCCGCUGUGCACGGACAUCGCCUACAACCAAACCAUCAUGCCCAACCUUCUGGGCCACACGAACCAGGAGGACGCGGGCCUGGAGGUGCACCAGUUCUACCCGCUGGUGAAGGUGCAGUGCUCGCCGGAGCUGCGCUUCUUCCUGUGCUCCAUGUACGCGCCCGUGUGCACCGUGCUGGAGCAGGCCAUCCCGCCGUGCCGCUCCAUCUGCGAGCGCGCGCGCCAGGGCUGCGAGGCGCUUAUGAACAAGUUCGGCUUCCAGUGGCCGGAGCGCCUCCGCUGCGAACACUUCCCGCGCCAUGGCGCUGAGCAGAUCUGUGUGGGCCAGAACCACUCAGAGGAUGGCGCCCCAGCGCUGCUCACCACCGCCCCGCCGCCGGGCCUGCAGCCGGGUGCAGGGGGUACCCCGGGCGGCCCCGGUGGCGGCGUGCCCCCUCGCUACGCCACGUUGGAGCACCCGUUCCACUGCCCCCGGGUCCUCAAGGUGCCGACCUAUCUCAGCUAUAAGUUCCUGGGCGAGCGAGACUGUGCAGCGCCCUGCGAGCCGGCGCGCCCCGACGGCUCCAUGUUCUUCUCGCAGGAGGAGACUCGCUUCGCCCGCCUUUGGAUCCUCACCUGGUCUGUUCUGUGCUGCGCCUCCACCUUCUUCACCGUCACCACGUACCUGGUGGACAUGCAGCGCUUCCGAUACCCGGAGCGGCCCAUCAUCUUCCUGUCGGGCUGCUACACCAUGGUGUCGGUGGCCUACAUCGCGGGCUUCGUGCUGCAGGAGCGCGUAGUAUGCAACGAGCGCUUCUCGGACGACGGCUACCGCACCGUGGUGCAGGGCACUAAGAAGGAGGGCUGCACCAUCCUCUUCAUGAUGCUCUACUUCUUCAGCAUGGCCAGCUCCAUCUGGUGGGUCAUCCUGUCGCUCACCUGGUUCCUGGCGGCGGGCAUGAAGUGGGGCCACGAGGCCAUCGAGGCCAACUCGCAGUACUUCCACCUGGCCGCGUGGGCCGUGCCCGCCGUCAAGACCAUCACCAUCCUGGCCAUGGGCCAGAUCGACGGUGACCUGCUGAGCGGCGUGUGCUUCGUGGGCCUCAACAGCCUGGACCCGCUGCGCGGCUUUGUGCUGGCCCCGCUCUUCGUGUACCUGUUCAUCGGCACGUCGUUCCUCUUGGCUGGUUUCGUGUCGCUCUUCCGCAUCCGCACUAUCAUGAAGCAUGACGGCACCAAGACCGAGAAGCUGGAGCGGCUCAUGGUGCGGAUCGGCGUCUUCUCGGUGCUCUACACGGUGCCCGCCACCAUCGUCAUCGCCUGCUACUUCUACGAGCAGGCCUUCCGCGAGCACUGGGAGCGCUCGUGGGUGAGCCAGCAUUGCAAGAGCCUGGCCAUCCCGUGCCCCGCGCACUACACGCCACGCAUGUCGCCCGACUUCACUGUCUACAUGAUCAAGUACCUCAUGACGCUCAUCGUGGGCAUCACGUCCGGCUUCUGGAUCUGGUCCGGCAAGACGCUGCACUCGUGGAGGAAGUUCUACACCCGCCUCACCAACAGCCGGCACGGCGAGACCACUGUGUGAGGGGUGGCCCCAGCGCCCGGCUAUCCACCAAGCCGGCAGGCGCUGACCGACUCAUUUUAUUUUUUUAAAUCACUUUGUAAAGGGAACUCUGCCCACAGCCCCCCCUCCAGGUUUGUAAUUAAAACUGUAAAUAGUCUCUGUAAAUUUAAUUAUAUAUUUUCUAUUUAAAAAAAAAAAACAAAAAGAAAAAAUGGAAAGGGUAUGUGUGUGCAGUGAAGGGCACCAGGGCUGAAGAAUGGGAGGGGAAGGACGUGACGGUUCUCUAUUUUCUUAAGUGCCGCUUUCAAAACGGCUCCCGACUUGGGUUGGAAUUUUGGGGUGAUCUGGCAGGGAUGGGCCUGCUGGAAGAGGCACCUAACUGUGCACUGUUUUUCUUGGCGUGGAGGAGUUGGGAGUUUGUUAACCUUCAACUUCUUGAGAAGCAAAAUUUGUGAGCCUCCUCGCUGACGGUGGGCCUUUGGAAGCUGUCGGAUUUGCAAAUAAGACUUGGAUUCUUCA
This is a messenger RNA of Echinops telfairi (small Madagascar hedgehog), 2193 nucleotides long. RefSeq names its product frizzled class receptor 2 (gene FZD2). Bases 1 to 1695 code for a protein of 564 amino acids. Gene Ontology annotation, molecular function: Wnt receptor activity; Wnt-protein binding. Lineage: Eukaryota; Metazoa; Chordata; Mammalia; Afrosoricida; Tenrecidae. The record is from RefSeq and is a predicted model, not a curated record. The transcript has a single exon. Gene Ontology annotation, biological process: non-canonical Wnt signaling pathway; canonical Wnt signaling pathway. Gene Ontology annotation, cellular component: plasma membrane.